AUGGCGGGGGCCCGGCGGCUGGAGCUGGCCGAGGCGUUGGCCCUGGGGCCCGGCUGGCGACACGCGUGCCAUGCGCUGCUCUACGCGCCCGACCCGGGGCUGCUCUUCGGCCGCAUCCCGCUGCGCUACGCCGUCCUGAUGCAGAUGCGCUUCGACGGGCGCCUGGGCUUCCCCGGCGGCUUCGUGGACGCGCAGGACGCCAGCCUGGAGGACGGGCUGAACCGCGAGCUGCGCGAGGAGCUGGGCGAGGCGGCGGCCGCCUUCCGCGUGGAGCGCGCCGACCACCGCAGCGCGCACGCCGGGCCCCGGCCGGGGGUCGUCGCCCACUUCUACGCCAAGCGCCUGGCGCCCGAGCAGCUGGCCGCGCUGGAGGCCGGGGCGCCGCGCGCCAAGGACCACGGGCUGGAGGUGCUGGGCCUUGUCCGAGUGCCGCUGUACACGCUCCGGGACGGCGUGGGGGGCUUGCCCGCCUUUCUGGAGAAUUCCUUCAUUGGGGCUGCUCGGGAGCAGCUGCUGGAAGCCCUGCAGGACCUGGGCUUGCUCGAGUCCGGAUCCAUCAAGGGCCUUAAGGUCUCAGCUCGCCACUAG
Elephantulus edwardii (Cape elephant shrew) is the source of this 588-nucleotide messenger RNA. It is a transcript of the gene NUDT16, whose product is annotated as nudix (nucleoside diphosphate linked moiety X)-type motif 16. The transcript is spliced from 3 exons. The record is from RefSeq and is a predicted model, not a curated record. Gene Ontology annotation, biological process: sno(s)RNA catabolic process; mRNA catabolic process. Gene Ontology annotation, cellular component: nucleus. Gene Ontology annotation, molecular function: phosphodiesterase decapping endonuclease activity; snoRNA binding. Lineage: Eukaryota; Metazoa; Chordata; Mammalia; Macroscelidea; Macroscelididae. Bases 1 to 588 code for a protein of 195 amino acids.